Neohortaea acidophila is the source of this 528-nucleotide messenger RNA. RefSeq lists its product as uncharacterized. Lineage: Eukaryota; Fungi; Ascomycota; Dothideomycetes; Mycosphaerellales; Teratosphaeriaceae. The coding region runs from base 1 to 528 and encodes 175 amino acids. The transcript has a single exon. The record is from RefSeq and is a predicted model, not a curated record.
AUGUCUCUCUCCAGCGCCCUCCUCGCCGCCCUGUGCAUCUGCAUCGGCGUGGCAACAGCACAAGCCCCGUGCCCGACCGAUGGAAACUUCAAGCUGCACAUAGGCUCAAGGCUGCAAUACCUCGAGCCCGCCAACCCGUGCAAGGGCGACGGAUGCUACACCUACUUCAACACCACCAAGAGCACGGAGUACGAGUUCGCCAUCGCCAACGGAACGACGCAUCUCGUCCUCGCCAAUGUGCCCGCCGGCUCGCCCGCACGCGUCGGCCUUUAUGCCGACACUCGUCCGGACCCGGAUCACCCGGUGCUCGACGUCAUCCUCACCUCAUCGCCGCCGACCAACAUGAGGUGUCAUAUUCGACCGGCUCCUAGCGACGAUGACACGUGCGAUCUGGUAUGUCUAGGUGACUACAAGGGCAACGUGACGCAAGGGUCGACUAUCCUUCUGGGUCGGGCGGCACAUGACCAGUGGGCGCUGGGGCACUUCGAGGGCGGUCCCAAGAUCAAGGUCAAGGUGGAGUACACCUGA